CUUUAGACAUAGCUCUGCACAGCAUCUCUCUUCAGUUCCAGUUUGGUGAGGCUCUGUGUUUCACCCCUGCAAAUGAAUGCUGUGUGGGUCUCACUUCAGCUGAGAAAUACCAGACAAUAUUGGUAUUUCACACUAAGGUGAACCUUGAGGACACUUGGGAGACUGUAGCUCCUGAAUGUGUGACCUUCCCCUGUGAAGAAAGUCAUGGGGAAAGACAAGAAAGAAGAGGCUGUCUUCCUGAGGAAAAAGAUCACUUUGCUGCGGGCUUUCUCGCUGCUCAUCGGCAGCAUGGUUGGCAGUGGCAUCUUCAUCUCCCCCAAAGGAGUCCUGAAAAACUCCGGCAGCGUGGGCUUCUCCCUGCUCGUCUGGUUUUCCUGUGGGCUCCUCUCCAUGUUUGGUGCCUUGUGUUAUGCAGAGCUUGGAACAAGAAUCACCAAGUCUGGAGGACAUUAUAUCUACAUUUUGGAGACGCUAGGGCCUCUGCCAAGCUUCUUAUUCCUGUGGGCAGAGUUUUUUGCUAUCAGGCCUGCCAACAGUGCUGUGGUUUCCCUGGCAUUCGGGCGCUACAUGCUGGAGCCGUUCUUCGCCCCCUGUGCUGCCCCUGUCCCUGCAGUGAAGCUCGUGUCUCUCCUGGGCUACUACACAGUCCUGACUCUCAAUUCCUGGAGCGUCACCUGGAGCGCACGGCUGCAGACGGCUCUCUCCGUCGUCAAACUCCUGGCCCUUGCACUCAUCAUCGUGCCAGGGAUGAUGCUGCUGGCCCAGGGCCACACCGAGAACUUCCAGGAUGCUUUUGACAGGCAGUCGCUGGUUCUGGAUAAGCUUCCCCUGGCUUUCUAUGCGGGCAUGUUCGCAUACUCCGGCUGGUUUCAGACCGGCUUUGUGCGUGAAGAGUUGGUCAAACCUGAACGAAAUAUCCCCCUGGCUGUCAUCGUGUCUGUGAUCACAGUAAUUGUGGGAUACAUGCUCACCAACGUCUCCUAUUACACAGUCCUGGGAACAGAAGAUGUUUUGGCUUCUCCUGCUGUGGCUGUGAGCUUUGUGCAGCGAGCCUUCAAAAGCCUGAUCUCCGUGGUCCCUGUCCUUGUCGCACUGUCCUGCUUUGGAACCAUGAAUGGAGGAAUCUUCACCUUCUCAAGGACUCUGUUUGUGGCUUCCAGGGAAGGGCAGUGGCCUCCUCUCUUCUCCAUGAUCCACAUUCGAAGGCAUACCCCUCUUCCUGCUGUCAUGUUAAUGUUCCCUUUGGUUACUGCCAUGGUGUGCAUUGGAGACAUCUACCACCUACUGACCUUCUUCAGCUUUUCCCGAUGGCUCUUCAUAGGAUUGGCCACCCUGGGGCUCAUCGUCCACCGCUGCCGUCACCCGGAGCUGCAGAGCCCCUUCCAGGUUCCCCUGUUUGUUCCUGUCUCUUUUACCAUCAUCUGCCUCUUCACAGUGGCAAUGUCUUUCUACUCAGACCCCGUGAACAUCAGCAUUGGAUGCACCAUAGUUUUGAGUGGUUUUCCAGUCUACUACCUCAUCAUUCACAGGCAGAUGUCAGACCGCUGCCGCAACGUAUUUUAUUAUCUUACACACAAACUACAGUUACUGCUGGAAGUUGUCCAACAAGAAAUCAAGACUUACUGAGAAAACCAUCAAAACUCACAGAAGACAAUAAAAAUCUACUUACACCAUUUUUGACACCUUUGAUCCUACCAAAAGCAGUCCAUGCUUUUAUUCUUUUUAGUCAGUGCAACUGAGGAUGACUGAGCCAAAACCUUGCUGCAAGUGUUCCUAAGCUUGCCAACUGGGAUCUGUUCCUGUCCUUUUAUUUUUUUUCAGAAGAGCAAACUAGUUCUCUGAAAUGAGCUUGCUUUGCCUGCAGAGUGUCUUUGAAACUAAGAUCCUAAUUUUGCAGCCUAGCCCAGUCCUGAGAAAAAUUGUGUGUGUGUGUGUACAGAGACAGUAUUUUGUUUUCCUGGCUUGGCAAACAGAGCAUGUUGCAAAACUUAGAAUCCAAUACAUGGAAGCCAAAUGCAAGUUUCAAACAGAACCACUACAGCAGUCUUGUUGGGGAGAGCUAAUUAGAGAUAAGGCAGAUGAAUUGGA
This is a messenger RNA of Camarhynchus parvulus, 2088 nucleotides long. Its product is annotated as cystine/glutamate transporter-like. The record is from RefSeq and is a predicted model, not a curated record. The transcript is spliced from 13 exons. Lineage: Eukaryota; Metazoa; Chordata; Aves; Passeriformes; Thraupidae. Gene Ontology annotation, molecular function: L-amino acid transmembrane transporter activity. Bases 205 to 1626 code for a protein of 473 amino acids. Gene Ontology annotation, cellular component: membrane. Gene Ontology annotation, biological process: amino acid transmembrane transport.